Molecule: messenger RNA, 4184 nt
Organism: Durusdinium trenchii
Lineage: Eukaryota; Dinophyceae; Suessiales; Symbiodiniaceae
Source: the annotation of a GenBank genome assembly
CAAGACACUUGUUCACUUUGGCUAGGGGGCGUGCCAUUCGGUGCCAAUUGCCCGUCCGCAAGGGCGUGCCAAAACUGCAACCCUGACUUUCACAUCCUUGAGGAAUAGAUUUGCCUUGAGGGCACCUCUCCUGGAGGCAAAAUGCCACCAAAGAAGAAGAGACAGGAGAAGGUGGAAGAGCCAUCUGAGGAGGAGCCAGCAAACUCUGACUCCGACAGUGAGCCAGAACCAGCCCCAAAGAAGGCAGGCAAGAGCCUCUUUGCGAUGAUGGCUGACUCGGAUGAAGAUGAAGAGGAUGAGGAGGAGGAGGUGGAGGAGGAAAAGUCCUCGCCCUCGCCGAAGAAGUCAGAGAAAUCUGAUGGAAAGAAGAAGAAGGAGUUUAGUGAGGAGAUGGCCAUGUUUGGCGAGAAGAAGAAGAAAAAGAAAGACACCGGGGAGGAAAAAGACGAGAAGGAUGGCAAAAAAGAAAAGAAGGACAAGAAAGAUAAGAAGGAAAAGAAAAAACGUGGUCCGACAGUUUGUGAAAUUGCUGAGGUGUCAGCGAUUCCGAAGAAGGACAAACUAAAGCUAUGCAAGGUUUUGAUCGCUCCUGGAAUAGAUCCAGUCGAGAUCGUCACAAGUGCACCUAAUGUGAUAGCAGGGGCGAAGUUCAUUGCUGCACCACCUGGCUAUACAACUGCCAAUGGAGUGGAGGUGAAGGUCUCUAAGGUGGGAGGAGUCGAGAGUGCAGGCAUGUUCUGUGGGCCCAAAGAAAUGGGAUGGGACACGGAUGUGUUGAAUGGUGAUCUUGCGGUGAUGCUGGCUGAGACCGCUGAAGUAGGGGCUUCAGCGCCGUCCUAUGAAGAAGCAGUGGCAGCCUUCCAGCAGAGAGAGAAAGAAGAACAGCAAAAACGGGAGGAGGAAGCAAAGGCAUCAGCUGCAGCGAGUGCCAAGGAGGACAAGAAGGGUAAGAAGAAAAAAGGGAAAGCUGAGAAGGACGAUGAGGACUUGGACGCCAUUCUCGCGGACUUCAAAGAAGAUGCCCCAGAAAAGCCUCCAGAGACGGCAGCUGCGGAAACUCCGAAAGAGCCAAAAGAGGAGGAGCCAAAAGGCAAAAGCGCAAGUCAGAAGAAGAAGGACAAGAAGAAAGGCAAUCAAAAGGAAGAACCCAACGCUGAAGACGAGUUUGAGGCAGCUCUUGAAGAGUUUAAGCCUGAAGAGCCAACUCCAGGUGUUGCUCCUGAGCCUGAAGACGCUGACAAGGCUGAAGAUGAAGCCCUUGAUGCGAAAACUCUUGCAAAUCGAAAGAAGAAGGAGAAGAAGAAGGCAAAGCAGCAGGAGAAGACAGGAGGCGAAGGCAUGUGGGCCACCUCUCCUGCAGAUCAGCCUGAGCAAACAGAAAGCAAGGAACAGGCCAGCAGCAGCAAAGAAGCCGCUUCUAGCAAGGAUGAAGCACUGAGCAAGGCUGCAAAGGGCAAGAAGGAGAGUGCAGUUGUGAAGGCUGCAAGGGAGCGCCAAGAACAAGAACGGAAGCUUGCAGAGGAGAGGAGAGCCUUUGAGGAAGCAGAACGUCUUCGAGUCGAGGAAGAGCAACGGCAGAUUGAAGAGGAGGAGCGGAAGAAAGAGGAGGAGCGACAGCGGAAGCGAGAUGCAAAGGCUGCCAAAAUAGCGAAGCAGAAAGCGGAAGGCACUUAUUUGACCAAGAAGCAGAAGAUGCAAGCCCAGCGUGCUGCGCAGUUGCGAGAGCAGUUUGGCUACACCAUGGAGAGGAAUGAGGAUGAGGAUGCUGAAGCCGACGGGGAAAGGCCGCAGAGAAGGCCAAUGGCAACAAAAAAGAAGAAGCCACCACGGCGACCUCAGGACACAGAAGACAAACCAGCUGAGGAGAAGCCGGAGGAUGAACCAGUUCCCACACCUGAGGACGAAAAAGUUCCAGCGAAGGAAGAGCCACAGGUAGAAGAAGAGGAUGAAGAUGACGAUUGGGAGAAGAAACUUGAGGAAGAGGCAGAAGAGUCCAAGCCCAAAGAUGCAGUCGUUGCCGAUGAAGAGGAUGAGUCGGAAGAUGAGAAGGGCAGUAGCGACAGUGACAGCGACAGCAGCUCCUCUUCGGACGUGGAACUGCGCUCUCCUGUCAUUUGCAUCAUGGGGCACGUUGACACAGGCAAGACCAAGCUCCUGGACAAGAUUCGAAAAACUAAUGUGCAAGAGGGUGAAGCUGGUGGCAUCACCCAGCAAAUUGGUGCCACCUUUUUCCCUGACAUCGCCUUGCAAGAGCAGACCAAAAAGGUGGACACGGAUUUCGAGUUGGAGGUUCCUGGAGUCCUCAUCAUUGACACUCCUGGUCACGAAUCUUUUAACAACUUGCGCAUGCGGGGUUCAUCGCUGGCCGACCUUGCGAUCCUCGUGAUCGACAUUAUGCACGGAUUGGAGCCACAAACUGUGGAGUCGUUGGAGCUCCUGAAGAAGAGGAAAUGCCCCUUCAUCAUUGCUUUGAACAAGAUAGACAUUUUGUACGAGUGGAACUCGAAACCAUACACCAGUAUUCAAGAAGCUUUGGAGAGGCAAGAGCAAUCUGUGCGUGAUGAGUUUCAAACCCGAUUCCAGAAUGUGGUUCUUCAGCUCAACGAGCGCGGGCUCAACUGCAAUUUGUACUGGGAGAAUGACGACUUCAGGACGGCAGUGUCCAUUGUGCCCACAAGCGCCCUCACUGGUGAAGGGGUGCCAGACCUGUUGUACAUGAUUCUGAAGCUGACUCAAGACUUAAUGGCGGACAAGCUUGAAGUCCAGGAGGAGUUGGAAUGUACGGUGAUUGAAGUGAAGAACAUUGAAGGCUUGGGCACAACUGUCGAUGUCGUACUUCUCAAUGGCACCCUUAGAGAAGGGGACCAAAUUGUCCUGGCCGGCUUGGGUGGCCCGAUCGUGACAACAAUCCGUGCUCUUCUCACUCCACAGCCGAUGAAGGAGAUGCGAGUGAAGAACGAGUAUGUGACGCACAAACAGAUCAGUACAUCCAUGGGAAUCAAGAUUUCAGCACCUGGGCUGGAGGAUGCAGUGGCUGGAACUGAGUUGCUCGUUGUUGGCCCAGAUGAUGACAUUGAAGAGCUGAAAGAAGACGUCAGCGCAGGGUUCGAGAGCAUCUUGAAUGACUUUGAGAAGGAACCCGCGGGUGUCUACGUGAAAGCCAGCACCUUGGGCUCCUUGGAGGCUUUGCUGUCUUUCUUGCAGGACAUGAAGAUUCCUGUGUUUGACGUGGGGAUUGGCGAAGUUCACAAAAAGGAUGUCAAGAAAGCUUGCAUCAUGAAGGAGAAGAAGCACCCCGAAUAUGCGCUCAUUCUGGCAUUUGACGUCAAGGUCAACCAGGAAGCACAGAAGCAGGCAGAUACGGAUGGUGUGACUAUCUUCACUGCCGACAUCAUCUACCACUUGCAGGACAAGUUCACCAAAUACAUGGAGAAGUUUCGAGAAUCACAGAAGACAGAAACUCGAAAAGUUGCCGUGUUUCCUGUUGUGCUGCAGAUUGACAAGCAGCACAUCUUCCGCAAGCAAGAUCCUAUCAUUUUGGGAUGUCAGGUUGUUGGUGGCCAACUUCGUGUUGGAACCCCGUUGUGCAUACCAGACAAAGGCAACUUGGCCAUAGGCCAUGUGGCUGGCAUUGAGAACAACAAGAAGUCAGUUCCCAAGGCACGUCGAGGUGACACCGUUUGUGUGAAGAUUGAACAGACGACGGCCCAAAACCACAUCAUGUUUGGGCGGCACUUUGAUCACACCAGCCAGCUCUACUCCCACAUCAGUCGGCAGAGCAUAGAUACUUUGAAGGAACACUUCAAGGAUGAGAUGAUCAAGGAAGAUUGGGAGCUGAUCAUUGGAAUGAAGAAAGUUUUCGAGAUUCAAUGACGUCACUGUCCCCAUAUGGCACCUUUGUUCUGAGCGCUGGGCCACUGUAUAGAGAUGCAAUUCGGACAGACACUUAAGGAUUGUCAAGGUUUAACACCGACAGACGCCAGUUUUCUCAAACUUUCCUGCUUUGUAACCAACUGACCAUCUUUGUACACAUAAAGAGGAUUACAAAACCACUACAUGGGGGAUCUAGAACCUGCCCAAGAUACUGGGUAGCCUUGAUGGCUUGCGGCCACAAGCGGCCCCGAGGCCAAGGAUUUCUUCACCAGGCUGUAAGACUUUCACUGUACAGCUGAAGCUGCAGGGUG